Anoplophora glabripennis (Asian longhorned beetle) is the source of this 925-nucleotide messenger RNA. RefSeq names its product carbonic anhydrase 2-like. NCBI's taxonomy places the organism in Eukaryota, Metazoa, Arthropoda, Insecta, Coleoptera, Cerambycidae. The record is from RefSeq and is a predicted model, not a curated record. Gene Ontology annotation, cellular component: cytoplasm. Gene Ontology annotation, molecular function: zinc ion binding; carbonate dehydratase activity. The transcript is spliced from 5 exons. Bases 1 to 888 code for a protein of 295 amino acids.
AUGUAUGAAGAAGAGACAGAAGAACAACCAGAACAAGAUGAAGAAUUCGAAGACAAAACUAUUGCAACCCAAAUGUGGAUAAGGAGAUUAGUAAACUCUGAAGGCAUUUUUGAAUCUCCAAUAGAUUUAAACGUGGCGAAAAUGAAAGAAAUAGAUCUAUCCUUAUUAGAAUGGGUUAAUUUUGAAGUUCCUCCAAAAAAGAUGAAAGUAACAAAUACAGGACAUACAAUUAUUUUUAGUGCCAAAUGGGGACAAGAACGACCUUACAUUACUAAAGGACCAUUCUUUGGAAAAUAUGUCUUUUCCAAUUGGCAUUUGCAUUGGGGAGCUAAUGAUAUGGAAGGAAGUGAACAUACCAUCGAUGGUAGUCAGUACCCUGCAGAAAUGCAUGUAAUAACAUUCAAAAGUGCAUACUUGACACAAGAAGCUGCUUUAAAGGAACAAGAUGGAUGUGCAACACUGGUGUAUCUUUUUAAGUUGCAAGAUGCGCCAAAUCCAGCUUUUCAAGAUAUAAUCAACGUCUUAUCCAGUAUACAAAAAGCGGGAACCUCGAUGAGAUUAGAACCGAAGCCAAUUAACUGUCUUCUACAAGAGUUCGAAUCGGAUUACUUCUUUUAUUGGGGCACAGUGAGCACUUCGGGAUGCACACAUUAUCUAAUGUGGUUAAUUUGUAGAGUUCCUAUUGGCGUUUCUAGAGAACAGAUUGACACUUUACGUUUCAUAUUCGAUGAGAAUGGAGAGCAAUUAAAGAAAAACUUCAGAGGAGUUCAACCGGCAAAUAACAGAACAGUACUUCACAUAUGCCCAUCGACCUCAAAAUAUAGCACCCUCCUUCCAGCACUUACCAUAACUAAAACUUUCAAAGGUGAAAACUUUAGUGACCAUUAAGGCAACAACAAUUCUCACAGAUAAAAUUGAUACUGCA